UUCUGCCUCUGCUCUACACUUAUGAUGUUGUUCGCGCCACGAUAAAGGACGACUAUCUUUCCGAAAAUUGGAUACAGGUUAUAUUUGUGAGCGUAAAGAAAAAACUGCGAUACUCAUUCCAACCAAUUCGGAAGCUUAGCCUUAGUCAUCUUUUUUACAUUCAGACGAAAACUACAAAAUGAAGUCCGCAACUUCCUCUACUUCGGCAAAAGUCGUUCGCAAAACGACAGAUAAAGCUACGUCCAGAAAAAGCUGCGUCCAGUCUACCAACAAGAGCAUUGAGCCUGGCCAAAUCACAGUCCUCGACGAUCAUGGAAGCAGCGUUUUGUAUCUACCAAAAGCACUAUGGACAACCAGUUCAUCUUCCUCUUAUUCCUCUUAUUCCUCUUCUUCUUCUUUGUCAGGCUUUUCCGCAAUUCAGAACAGUUCAACCUCCAAAUGGCCAGAUCAAUGUUUUCAAAGACUCUUGUCCGAGUGUCCGUGGGCUCAAGGCGCGAUUAAGAUAUUCGGGAAAGAGAUACCGGAACCAAGAUUAUGGUCAACAUUUAGUGUCCAUCAUUCUCGGCAUCUUGGUCCCCUUUUCCCUUGAAUUCUCGUGAAAUACAAGGUAAAAGGGGUCAAGAUGAGGGGGCCGAGAUGCAAUCUAGCAGACUCUAACAAGACUAACUUGUUACUUCGGAGAGCACAGCUACAAAUACAGUGGGCGUCUCUUGCAGAGGGCGCCCUUUGAUGGAGCCACGUGUCCUAAAGUGGUGGCGGAGGUCAAACGAGAAGUUGAGCGGAUUUUAAGCGUAUUCUUUUCAUCGGACAAUCUGAGCAAGCGCACUUUGUCAUCAAAGGUGCAGCACAUAGAAGAUGCCAGCCGCCCAAUAGAGUUCAACAGUGUCUUACUGAAUCGCUACCGAACGUUGACGGACUCUCAAGGUUGGCACAGUGAUGAUGAGGCUGUUUAUGGCAAGGAUCCGGCGAUAGCAAGUGUCAGUCUAGGUUGCGAAAGGGACUUCGUAUUUCGACGGAAAAUAUCGGAAAAAGAAAAGUGGACAUUGAAUUAGGGCUGCAGGUUUGAUGAUAUUAAUUUUCUGCUGCAUCAUUCUGAUUGGCUUAGAUAGAGACCAUAGCAGGGUUUAUUUUUUCUUUUUCACAUCGAUAGCACCCUUUUCUGCACAGUCCUAGGGUAACUGUAAAGGACUACUGUAAAGAAAAGAUGAACCCUAGAAUAGAAAUAUAUUUUCGAUGAACUACAGUAGAUGAGCUCUAAUAGACGUUGGAGCAUGGAUCCCUGCUAUUCAUGUUUGGACCGAUACAGCACCACUGGCAGCAUUCCCUGCCCAAAAGAACAGGAAAAGCAUCUAGUAUGCAAGAACAACAAGAACGAAUAAAUCUUACCUUUCGCAAGAUCGUGAACCCAAUGAAAGUUUAGAUAAAGAUGAAGAAUCUUGAGUUAAAGCAGUCAGG
Messenger RNA from Amoebophrya sp. A25, 1455 nucleotides. NCBI's taxonomy places the organism in Eukaryota, Dinophyceae, Syndiniales, Amoebophryaceae. The record is from the annotation of a GenBank genome assembly.